Diaporthe batatas is the source of this 1392-nucleotide messenger RNA. RefSeq lists its product as uncharacterized. Gene Ontology annotation, cellular component: nucleus. Gene Ontology annotation, biological process: regulation of DNA-templated transcription; DNA-templated transcription. Bases 1 to 1392 code for a protein of 463 amino acids. The transcript has 4 exons. The record is from RefSeq and is a predicted model, not a curated record. Gene Ontology annotation, molecular function: zinc ion binding; DNA-binding transcription factor activity, RNA polymerase II-specific; DNA binding. Lineage: Eukaryota; Fungi; Ascomycota; Sordariomycetes; Diaporthales; Diaporthaceae.
AUGGACACGGCAAACGAUGCAUGUGGGCGCCGGCAGGGCCAGACUGGUGGAGCCUGCGUUCGUUGCCGGGACAAGAAGCUCAAGUGCGACAGCCGUCGUCCGCGAUGUGGCACAUGUCUCUCUGCCAACGCAGAUUGUGAGCCAGCCGCACCGCAGGUUCGACGUGGGCCAAAGAAAGGCUACCUCAAGACACUACAGGACCAGGUGGCCAGGCUGGAGCAACAACUCGCAGAAGCCAACGGCUCAAAGGAAUCAGCAAUGAAGCCGCCAGAGUCCCUGUCAUCAUCGCCUCUGCACGUCGAGCUUGGCUCCCUCCCAAUGGACCUGGAGCCUGUCAUCUCCAGCCCCGAUUAUGCCCACCAAGACGCUUAUCCCCAUUUCGACCACCUCAUAACGCCGCCGGCUGAGCUUGGCCUGGCACACUCCUUUCAAAGCACAGAAUGGCCCGUCAUUGUUUCGUCCCCCGAGCUGCUAAUGCGCGCCCUCUCGGCGGGCACGGUCUCGACAGAUCCUUGGCACUUUACCGGCGCUGAUGACAGCCUCCCCUUUCCUGACGGGAUGGGCCAGCCUUCUUCAGUAACUGGAAAAUACCCCGACCCAAGUCUACUGCAGGCUGAUUUGUUAGCAUUCCCCUUUUUCUUCCAAGUCUGGGGCUCAGUACGCCUUCAGUCGAUCCAGGACUCGCUAUACCAUAACACCCAAACCCUGUUGGCGGUCAGUAGGAACACGGACGGAAAAACAGCAAUGGACAUUGAAUAUGUCCAGGCGGGCAUCCUCAUGGCGAUACAUGAAUUUACACAUCGCAGCCACCACCAGGGCUGGAUGAGUGCUGGCCACUGCUUCCGCCUGGUUCAAUUGAUGCGUUUGCAUGAGCUCGACAGCCCAGGACAAAGUCCAGAGAGGAGAGAAGGUGGCGGAAAACAGUGGAUCCGAAGAGAGGAAAAACGCCGUGCGUUUUGGAUGGCAUAUUGUGUCGACGUUCUCGCCAGCAAGCGCGGACAAUUCCCGCUGACAUUACAUGAGCAUGUGCGCACUACCAGACUGCCCUUAGCCGAGAAAGAAUUUCAGAAUUCCGAGGCCUGCGAGGCACAGUAUCUCCACGAACUUUUCGAAGGCCAGCUGGCAUCGCCCGUGAGAGGCCCGUUUACCGAGCUCAUCAUCUUCUGCACCAUGUCCCGCCACAUCGCCUCGUUCAAGCGAGACCGGAUCGACAACCACAGCUUCCCACUUGUGCUCUCGGCAAAUGAUUUUUACAGCCACCAUUCCCAGCUGACCAAGAUGUUGGACCUCCGGACCGAGGCCCUACAGGCCAACUGUAGCCCAGAGUCUCUAUGUUCUGACCCUAUCCUGCUCUUUGUUCGCAGAUCCAUGAAUCUCUUUGUCGGCUUUUAG